Messenger RNA from Tripterygium wilfordii, 1663 nucleotides. Its product is annotated as ubiquitin carboxyl-terminal hydrolase 4. Gene Ontology annotation, biological process: protein deubiquitination. NCBI's taxonomy places the organism in Eukaryota, Viridiplantae, Streptophyta, Magnoliopsida, Celastrales, Celastraceae. Gene Ontology annotation, cellular component: nucleus; cytosol. The transcript has 6 exons. The coding region runs from base 212 to 1321 and encodes 369 amino acids. The record is from RefSeq and is a predicted model, not a curated record. Gene Ontology annotation, molecular function: cysteine-type endopeptidase activity; cysteine-type deubiquitinase activity.
UUCUUCAAAUAUAUAUCACUCGCUCUCGUCUUCCUCAUAUUGUCUGUCUCUCUCAAACGAAACCAUCAGCGCGACGUCUCUCUCACUCCGAGACGGGAAAAAAUCUCCUCCUCAAAGGAAGAGCGAGUGGCUUUGACGAAAGAUUGCUUGGAAGAUUCGAAUCAGACGGGAGAUCGGAGUCAAGCCUGCGUUACGAAAUUUCGAUGCGGUGAUGGGUGCUGCGGGCUCCAAACUCGAGAAGGCUCUCGGCGACCAGUUUCCAGAGGGCGAGAGAUACUUUGGCCUCGAGAAUUUUGGCAACACGUGUUACUGCAACAGCGUAUUGCAGGCGCUUUAUUUUUGUGUUCCAUUUCGCGAGCAGUUACUGGACUAUUACGCAACCAAUAAGAACAUUGGGGAUGCGGAAGAGAAUCUUCUGACAUGCUUGGCAGACUUAUUUACACAGAUAAGUUCACAGAAGAAGAAAACGGGUGUCAUUGCUCCUAAACGUUUUGUACAGAGAUUGAAGAAGCAAAACGAAAUUUUCCGUAGCUAUAUGCAUCAGGAUGCUCAUGAAUUUCUCAACUUUUUAUUGAACGAACUUGUUGACAUAUUGGAGAAAGAGGCCCAAGCUGCAAAGAACAAUCCGGAAAAUUUAUCUCCACCUGAAAAGAUUGCAAAUGGACCAAAAAUUGCUCCGGCAAACGGGGUUCAAAAGGAGCCUCUGGUUACAUGGGUACACAAAAAUUUUCAGGGAAUACUCACCAAUGAGACAAGGUGCUUGAGAUGUGAAACGGUGACAGCAAGGGAUGAAACUUUCUUUGACUUGAGUCUGGAUAUUGAACAGAACAGUUCAAUAACAAGCUGUUUAAAAAAUUUUAGCUCUACAGAGACACUGAACGCAGAGGAUAAAUUUUUCUGUGACAAAUGCUGUAGUUUGCAGGAAGCUCAGAAGAGGAUGAAGAUAAAGAAGCCUCCUCGCGUUUUGGUCAUCCAUCUGAAACGAUUUAAAUAUAUUGAGCAGCUUGGCAGGUACAAGAAGCUAUGUUAUCGGGUUGUCUUCCCACUCGAGCUUAAGCUGAGCAACACCAUGGAAGAUGCAGAUAUUGAGUAUUCCUUGUUUGCAGUUGUUGUCCAUGUUGGCAGUGGUCCCAAUCAUGGGCACUAUGUCAGCCUUGUGAAAAGCCACAAUCACUGGUUGUUUUUUGAUGACGAAAAUGUGGAGAUAAUUGACGAGUCAGUCGUACAGACAUUUUUUGGGUCGGCACAGGAGUAUUCUAGUAAUACGGAUCACGGGUAUAUCUUGUUCUACGAGAGCCUUGGUGCCAGCAACAAGAGUUGAGAAGAUGGUCAUUGGUUUUAUGAGUAGGCAUUUUAAUCAUUUUGAAGUUGACUUUUUAACUUUUUGCCUAUUUUCAUCAUUUUUUUCUUCCCCUUUUUCAUCAUCGGUGAGAUGAUAUGGGUUGUGAAAAUGUAUACUUAGGUGGUUACCAUGUACAGCAAAUGGUCAGAGGACACCCACCUUUUGUUUCUUCACAAUAAGAGGGAAAAAGGCAUUGUAUAAUUGCUUAGAACGGUCCUCAUUUUACAGUUGUUUGCAGGAAAUGGUGACUGGCAAUGAAACUGGUCAUCUUGUUUAGUGUUUACGGACGUCUGUUAUAUAUAUGACUGUCUUGUGCCUCUA